AUGUCAGACACUUCAAUUGCAAAAUUACCUAACCUUGAACUCGCACAUUACCGGUUCAUUUUGAAUAAUCCCAAAACUCCAGAACAACAUGAAGAAGCCAAAACAAAGUUGUUUAAUAUAAUUGAUGAAAACAGUAAGUUUCUUGCCUGUAUUAGGUUAAUAAGGGCUAAAAUCUUUAUAGUAGAUUCUGCAUUAGUGAUUGACAUUAUAUUAAAUAUUUUAGACAUGGCACCAUUUUACCAACUUGUAACUGAAGAACUCAAAAUUCCGUUAAACAAGGCCUUGUUAACCAAAUAUCAAGAAGCCAAUAAAGAAGAGUUACAAAAAUUAGAAGAACGACUGCAAGAUGCCGAAAAAAAUCUUGGUGAGACAGAAAUAAGCGAUGCUUUGUUAGCUAAAGCUGAUUACUUUGCCAAAAUUGGAGAUAAAGAAAAAGCACUAGCGGCAUAUCGAGUUGCUUUAGAGAAAACUGCAGGAUUAGGUUCUCGAAUUGAUAUAAUCUUUUCUUUUGUGCGGAUUGGAUUCUUUUUUAAUGAUAAUGACCUUAUUAGUCGUAAUAUUGAAAAAGCAAGAAGCAUGAUCGAAGAAGGUGGUGAUUGGGAUCGACGUAAUCGCCUUAAAGUUUAUGAAGGCAUAUAUCGAUUAUCAAUACGUGAUUUUAAAACAGCAGCAAAUUUAUUUCUUGAUACACUCUCAACCUUUAUGUCAACCGAGUUAAUGGAAUAUAAGGAUUUUGUAAAAUAUUCAGUUUUAGCAGGAAUCAUUUCCCUUAAUCGAGUUGAUUUAAAAAAGAAGGUUAUUGAUGCACCAGAAGUAUUGGAAGUAUUAGAUGAGAUCCCAUAUUUAAAGGAUUUUAUCAAUUCACUUUAUAAUUGUGAAUAUGCGAAAUUUUUCCAGGCUCUUGGUAAACAUAAAUUUUUUAACACGUCAUAA
Molecule: messenger RNA, 933 nt
Organism: Racocetra fulgida
Lineage: Eukaryota; Fungi; Glomeromycota; Glomeromycetes; Diversisporales; Gigasporaceae
Source: the annotation of a GenBank genome assembly